Diuraphis noxia (Russian wheat aphid) is the source of this 1741-nucleotide messenger RNA. It is a transcript of the gene Snr1, whose product is annotated as SWI/SNF related, matrix associated, actin dependent regulator of chromatin, subfamily b, member 1. Lineage: Eukaryota; Metazoa; Arthropoda; Insecta; Hemiptera; Aphididae. The record is from RefSeq and is a predicted model, not a curated record. Gene Ontology annotation, cellular component: nuclear chromosome. Gene Ontology annotation, biological process: chromatin remodeling.
UAAACACUAAACAACCCGGUCCGAGCCGAGGCCCGAGAGUUCAAGACUUCAAGUUGAGAUUUAAGAUCAAGACAACAAGUAUUUAAAUUAAGUUAUUUAUUUCGAACACUAGUUUCUACAGGCUUGUGUCAUCAUUCGUGCUUGUCGAUAUAAAUAUUUGUAUUUUUGCAUUCUCCGAGUCUUUCGUUUGAUACGAGAAUUUAUGGGACCACAGACCUCUCUGUAAUUGACGUGUGACUUCGAACCGGCGGAAAAUGGCACUCCGGACAUACGGCGACAAGCCAAUCAGUUUCCAGGUAGAAGAGAAUGGCGAAUACUACUGCAUUGGAUCCGAGGUCGGCAAUUACUUGCGACUGUUCCGUGGUUCUUUGUAUAAACGGUAUCCGGGAAUGUUUCGCAGGACCAUUACAAAUGAUGAGAGGAAACGUUUAAUUGAUUUGGGUAAGUACCUAUUUGCAUUUUAAGGAAUGAUAAAUUUCAAUUUUCUUUACGAUUACCUAUAUUUAAUAUUUUUUUUUUUAAUUUUAAUUCUCAAAGAAUCUAAAGGGAAAAAAUCUGUUCCGUGGGUUCCAUCAUUACCAAAUAGUUCACAUUUGGAUGCUGUUCCUCAGGCUACUCCCAUUAACCGUAAUAGGAUUAUACAAAAAAAAGUCAGGACUUUUCCACUAUGCUAUGAUGAUACUGAUCCGGCCAACAUUCAUGAGAAUGCCAACUUUUCUGAAUUGUUGGUUCCAAUUAGACUUGAUAUGGAAAUUGAAGGACAAAAAUUGAGAGAUACAUUUACUUGGAACAAAAAUGAAAGUUUAAUAACUCCAGAGCAGUUUGCUGAAGUGUUAUGUGACGAUUUAGAUUUGAACCCUUUGCCAUUUGUACCAGCUAUUGCACAAUCUAUACGUCAGCAAAUUGAAGCAUUUAAUAAUGAUAAUAUUUUAGAUGAACAACAUGACCAAAGAGUUAUUAUCAAGUUAAACAUUCAUGUUGGUAAUACAUCAUUAGUGGAUCAAGUUGAAUGGGACAUGGGUGAAAAAGACAAUUCGCCUGAACAGUUUGCCAUGAAACUAUGUGCCGAAUUAGGACUUGGUGGAGAAUUUGUAACUGCCAUUGCGUACUCCAUCAGAGGGCAAUUGAGCUGGCAUCAGCGUACCUAUGCUUUCAGUGAAGCACCAUUGUCAGUUGUUGAGACUCCGUUUAGACCCCCAUCAGAUGCUGACCAAUGGAGUCCAUUCCUAGAGACAUUGACAGAUGCAGAAAUGGAAAAGAAGAUAAGAGAUCAAGACAGGAAUACUAGGCGAAUGCGACGACUGGCCAACACYACACCAGGAUGUAAGUUAACUCGUCUACCGUGAGUCAGACCCAGAACAAGGUCCCAUUACAACUCCAUGUUAACAUCAUCAAAGGCGAUGCAACUGCAACAUUUUUGUAUUAAAAAUUAUUAUACGUAUUACAUUAUAUAAAAAAAAUUAGAAUAAUAAAUCAUUUUUAUAAUUUAUUUUUAAUUGUGUUUGUGUAUACACUACACAGCCUGUACAAAUUAAACAUUUACUUCAGAACUUUAGUACUAAAAUAUCAAUGAAAUCUGAUAGUAGCUUUGUAAUAUUAUGAUUAAUGUAAUACUUAAUUAUUUUAUCAUAAUACUUUAUUGUAAAAGGGCAAAACGUGUACCAUCAAACUAACAACUGUUUUGUGAUGUUAGUUUUGACAAUGUAAUUGAGUUUUAAAUAUAAAAAAAACUAUCAUAGUA